This is a messenger RNA of Trametes versicolor FP-101664 SS1, 555 nucleotides long. RefSeq names its product HIT-like protein. Gene Ontology annotation, biological process: nucleotide metabolic process. NCBI's taxonomy places the organism in Eukaryota, Fungi, Basidiomycota, Agaricomycetes, Polyporales, Polyporaceae. The record is from RefSeq and is a predicted model, not a curated record. Gene Ontology annotation, molecular function: catalytic activity. The transcript has 4 exons. The coding region runs from base 1 to 528 and encodes 175 amino acids.
AUGACCUCCUUCAUCAUCAAAGCACACGAGAAACGUACACUCCCGCCUCAAUGGGCUAGCACCGACGCGGGCUGCGUCUUCUGCAAGAUUAUACGCGGCGAGGCACCCGCAUACAAGCUGUAUGAGAACGACAGGGUCGUCGCAAUUCUAGACAUCAUGCCUCUACGCGCCGGCCACGCCCUGGUGAUCCCAAAGGUGCACAUCCCGCGCGUCUCUGAGCUGCCUGACGAGUUCGCCGCGGAGUGCGGCAAGGUGGUCUCUAGAGUUGCGCGGGCCAUUGCAACAGCGGUCGAAAACACGGCCCUGAACGUCGUGUGCAAUCAGGAAUACGCACAGGCUGUGAAUCACGUACACUACCAUAUCAUACCUGCGCCGAAGCCCGGAUCGAGCGAGACCGCAGAGAAAAGCGAUCACGUCACACAGCCGCUCACGCAGAAGGAGAUGCAUCAACUAGAGUUCGAGUCUCGUAAUUACUUGGAGGAAGAUUCCGCGAAACGGCUUGUGGACAGCAUCCGCGCUCGUCUUUAGAAUGUAAUAUAUGCGCGGCACGUCGUA